Molecule: messenger RNA, 1915 nt
Organism: Danio rerio (zebrafish)
Lineage: Eukaryota; Metazoa; Chordata; Actinopteri; Cypriniformes; Danionidae
Source: RefSeq, a predicted model, not a curated record
GCUUGCCCCGUGUUUUGUCGGAUCCUUCCUCGGCGUGACACAUCAAAAUGGCGGAGCGGGAAGAAGCGGUGAGGGGAUUCGUCGCUGUUACUGAUGUUGAUGAAGAGAGGGCCCGGUUCUUCCUCGAGUCCGCCGGCUGGGACCUGCAGCUUGCUCUUGCUAAUUUCUUUGAAGAUGGAGGAGAAGAUGAUAUUGCCACUCUUCCUCAGCCAGAGUCUGGAUCUGUCACUCGACCCACAGGACCCAGCGAACACAGAGUGACAUCCUUCAGAGAUCUGAUGCAUGAGGAUGAUGAUGACAGUGGUGAUGAGGAAGGCCAGAGGUUUUUUGCCGGUGGCUCAGAACGCAGUGGCCAGCAGAUUGUGGGUCCUCCCAAAAAGAAGAACUCAAAUGAGCUGAUUGAGGACUUGUUUAAAGGGGCUAAGGAGCAUGGUGCAGUUCCUGUUGACAAAGCUGGCAAAGGACUUGGAGAAUCCAGCAAGUCCAAGCCGUUUGGUGGUGGCGGUUAUCGAUUGGGUGCAGCACCAGAAGAGGAGUCGACUUAUGUGGCAGGAGCCAGGAGACAGCCUGGAAGUUCACAAGAUGUGCAUGUGGUGCUGAAGCUCUGGAAGACAGGCUUUAGUCUUGAUGAAGGAGAGCUGAGGACCUACAGUGAUCCUGAGAACGCUCUUUUCCUGGAGUCCAUCCGCAGAGGGGAGAUUCCUCUGGAAUUGAGGCAGCGCUUCAGAGGUGGGCAGGUAAACCUAGACAUGGAGGACCAUCGAGAUGAAGACUUCUCCAAACCCAGACUUGCUUUCAAAGCCUUUACUGGAGAGGGACAGAAACUCGGCAGUGCCACUCCAGAGCUGGUGUCUCUCCAGAGAAGCCCACAGGACCAGGCUGCCAGUGAAGCAGAGGCCAGUGCUUCCAUCAGCGUGGACACCUCUCAACCCAUCACCAGCAUCCAGAUCAGACUGGCUGACGGAGGACGGCUGGUGCAGAAGUUCAACCACACCCACAGGGUGUCUGAUGUGCGUCAGUUUGUGGCUAGCGCUCGACCUGCGUUGGCCGCCACAGAGUUUGUUCUCAUGACCACCUUCCCCAACAAGGAGCUGACGGACGAGAGCCUGACACUGAAGGAAGCAAAUCUGCUGAACGCCGUCAUCGUGCAGCGGCUAAAGUGACAGCGCCAUCCGUCCACCGGCCUGCACUCUGGAGUUGGAGAAAUCUGGACUGAAAGGACUUCUAAUUACAUUAUAUUGUUUUCUUUAGUGAUCUGUUAUUCCUCUGUGACAGUUUUGGGGAUGGUGGAUGUUUCAGGCUAAGAGAAGCGGAAGAUGAAGGGGAAGCAAUCGCACUGUGAUAUAGUUAAAGGGAAAAGAACCGAAGCGAAGAUCUAACAAGUUUAUGCUUUUAGAGUAACUGCUGAAUAUAUAUAUAUAUAUUCAGACUUGAAUAAAGAGCUUUCAGAAGAGUUUUGACAUCCGUUUACCUCGGUUGCUCCUGCUUUACCUCCUCCUGCUCAGUUUUAUUCCUCAUUCUGUGAUUCAUCUCUUCUCACACAAAAAGAAAAGCUUAAAGGAAGAAAUGUUUGUGGUUAAAGGAAGUAGCCUUAUAUUCAUUCCCCAUACGGUGACCUCAAAGAUCAACCUCAGCUGUCUAUGAUCAAUCGUUUUUUUACAAAAGAGUUUUCUUUUAUGAGUUCUGAGGCUAUAUUUUCAUUUAUUUUAUUGUUAUAUUAACUUUGCUUGGUUAUAAAAUAAAAUUAAAUGAUGAGAUGGUUGGCUAAGAGCUGACUUCAGUUUCAAACGCAGCUGCUGGUGAACAUAACAGCGGCUUUCCUGUAUUCUAUGCAGCAACUGAUUAUAUUUCUGGACAUACUGCGUGAUUGUGAGCUGUGGUGAACAUGAUAUUAAACCCCUUGUCUGGCAUUGAA